AUGGUCGCGCGUCAACGCCGUCCGCUCGUCUCGCUCGAAGCGCAGCUGCAGCAGCUCACGCUCUUCUCCGACCUCGAUGCGGAUCAAGAAAACCUGGAGCAGCUCGGCCCCAUCAUCAAGUCGCUCGACGAGGCGCGCCAGCAGGAUGCCUUCCUGCGCCACCUCAAGAACUUUGUGCGCGAGAAGGACUCGGAGAUCGAAGCCGUCUGCGACGCCAACCAUUCCGAAUUCGUCGCAGCCGUAGAUAAACUGCUCAAGGUGCGCUCGGGCACCGUGACGCUCAAGCACCGCAUCGGCGAGCUCAACGAAGACGUCCAAGCCGGAGGCACGUCUCUGGGCAACAAGAAACGGCAGCUGCUCGAGACGCAACGCACCGCGGCCAACGUCAACGAGGCCAUUGGAUCGCUGCAUACGUGCCUGCGCGUGCUCGACCUGGCGAAUCGCGUCGACGGUCUGAUUGGGGAGAAGAAAUACUUUGCGGCGCUGCGCAGUCUGCAGGAGCUCGAGUCGGUGCAUCUGCGCGCGGUGCUGCAUCACGAGUUUGCCAAGCAUAUGAUGGACUCGAUCCCGCAGAUGCGCAACCAGGUCAAGGCCGCCGUCACGCGCGAGAUGAAGGAAUGGCUCUUUGAGGCGCGCGAAAAGUCGCGCACCGUCGGCAAGCUCGCGCUCGAGGCCAUCGAGACGCGCCAGAAGCGAUGGCGCGUAAAGGCGCAGCGCGAUCCGCUGCUGCGGCUGGCCAAGCUCAACUCGGCCAUCGAGCUCGUCGCCAACGAACGCACCGAGCACAACUUUGUCGACAACGACACGGUCUCGAUCGAUUUCCGUCCGCUCUACCAGUGCAUCCACAUCUACGAUGCGCUCGACCUGCGCGAGGAGCUCCAGACGUCGUACCAGGAGGAUCGACGGGCGCAGGCGAAUCUGCUGCUCAACCAGGGGCUUUCGUUCGAUGCGUCCAAUCCGGCGGUGCCGCCGCUGCUCGAGGAGAUGGUCGGCUUCUUCCUCGUCGAGCACCACGUUAUUCAGACCACACCCGCCGGCUUCCGCGCCGAGGCCGAGGUGGAUGAUCUGUGGGACAGCAUGUGCAGCCGCGUUGUCGACAUCGUCUCGCUCGCCCUGCGCGACUGCAGCGAGACCAAGGUGUACGUCGCCGCCAAGGCGGCCAUCCAGACGUUCAUCCAGACGCUCGAGGGCUACUCGUUCCCCGUUGCCAAGCUCAACGCGCUGCUGCUCACACUGUUCGAGCGCUAUGCCCAGCUGCUGCGCGACCGCUUCAGCCGCGAUUUUCAGCAGGCCAUGCGCGAGACGCAGCACCAGCCCAUGGUAGUCCACAACACCGACGAGCUCAACAAGGUGCUCUCCGUCUGCUGGCUCAAACCGGGCGACGAAACCCUGCUGCGCGCAUCCACCUUCCCGCUCUCGCUACCCUUUUCGCAGACGUAUCCGCUGUGCUGCAUGGAUAUGCGCAAUCUCGUGGAUCAGUACUACGUCUUUUCCGACGGCUUUAGCUUUAGCCAGAACCACCGCGAGAUCGACGAGAUCCUCAAAAAGAGCCUGGACGAGCUGCUCAUCCAGCAGGUCUCGACGGGCAUUCGGCGCUCGCUCGACAAUACCGCCGCGAUCAACCUGUCGCAGAUCGCACAGAUCGUCGUCAACGCCGAGCACUUUAACCUGGCCUGUCUGGAGCUCGAGAAUCUUCUUGCUGCGCUGCGGGCGCCGCAUGGAAGGGGCGGAAAGUUGCAGCUCGAUGCGAGCAGUCACUUUGUCGCCACGCUGCGCAUUGCCGAGUCCAAGAUCAACGCCGCUUUUGCGGCCAAGUUGGACCAGUUUCUGGGGAUUGCAGAGUACGACUUUGCACCUGCAAAGGCGGGGCCGAGGGUGGUUUCGGCGUGGUUGGAGGAUACGGUGGAGUGGCUGCGGACAAUGAUGGAGUCGGUACUCGUUCUGCUGCCCGGUACGGUCAAGGCCAAAGUGUAUGCGGCAGCGUAUGCGCAUCUUGCGAGUAGUUUGCUGGACAAGCAGUUGCUGGGACCCGAUUCGGCGGCGGCGGUAAAUGCAGCUGGGUUGGAAGUGCUUCAAACCGACGUCGACUUUCUGGUCCGCAAUGCGGCCGAAGUGCAGACGGACGAAUCGUGUUUCCACCCCAUCGUACAGACACUCGCGGUGGUGCGCAACGAUAAAGUAGGCGAGUACGUGACCAUGCUUCAGAGCGGAAAACAGCCCGGUGGCGCAUGGGCGUAUGCGGCGGUUGAUCCGCGCAAGUUGCUCAACCUGCUCGACCGCAUGUACCGCACCCACUCUCGCCUCCCCACCGAAGCCGACCUUGCUGCCAAACGUCUCCGCGACAAAGAUUCUCUCAUCCGCGUCCUCAACUCUCCUGCCUUUCGUCGGUAA
Molecule: messenger RNA, 2391 nt
Organism: Moesziomyces antarcticus
Lineage: Eukaryota; Fungi; Basidiomycota; Ustilaginomycetes; Ustilaginales; Ustilaginaceae
Product: Rsec15
Exons: 1
Coding region: 1-2391 (796 amino acids)
Biological process (GO): exocytosis; intracellular protein transport; Golgi to plasma membrane transport
Cellular component (GO): exocyst; membrane
Source: RefSeq, a predicted model, not a curated record